AUUGGAUGCAUCCCACCAAAUUCCUGCACUCUCAAAGUCGAGGGUGUUCCUUUUGAACAUCUCUUGGUUUGGCAUGAAUGUCAUGUAUCUUAUUCUGUCAGUUGAGGGUAAGUACUUGAUUCAACCAGCCAGUUGUAAGGGUGGUAUUAUGUGAGAAAGAACACAGGUUCAGCAAAAUUUCUGUACAAAUUUCUUUUGGUUACUAAUGUUUGGUUACAACAUAGAGGUGAUCUUUUAGAUGACUGCUGCUUGUCCUCAUUUGGCCUGAAUGGGUUCCCUGUUUCACUGAGUGUAAUUAAACUUUUUCCCUUACACAGAGGUGGCACACCUUGUGCCAAAACCUCAGUUCUUAGCAUUUUUUUAGUUUGCAAAGUUGUUUUCCCCAAGAGAUUUCUUUAAAAUAAAUAGCAGUGUGCUUUUGUUUGAAUUUUUAAAAUAUCUGUGGUAUUUGUUAUUUGCAACAGAAUGUUGUUGGCCACAAGUUAUAGUUACAGGCUCAGCUUUACAAUUUAAGUGUAUGUGAGAUUGGUUCCUGAAAGAAAGGUUCAUCUAUGCUAUAAUCCUAGGUCUUUUAUUAUCAUGUAUUUUAAAAUUACUUUUAAACUGCUCGGCUCAGAUUAUGUAAUGUUGUUCAAAGUUUCUAAAGAAGGCUUCAUUGUUAGUUUGCUUUUUUUCAAAUAAUAGUUAUUGCAUUAAUAUUGCUUUUAUCAGUCAGAGACACACUGCACUCCAUGUUCAGAGGCCAGGCCAGGUCAAUGUGUUCUGUUCUUGGACAAAACACUUCAGUCUUGUAAUGUCUCACUCCACUCCAUUCCAUAAGUCACUUCAUGUUAAAGGGAAGCCAAGAUAAGCUCUGGCUUGGUAGGCCAAUAGGCUUGAGUACAGACUUAACCUUUUUGUUGUUUUUAUCCAGUUGUGCCAUCUCAAGUUUAUGCAUUAGUUGGCUCAGGGCAGAAGGGUCAAGUGCUUGGAGGCAUGGUUGCUGCUGGAGCAGGUGAGUUCAUCAGUUUCAAUUGUCAGUAAAGUAAUAAUAAGUUUUCUUGUUGAUCCCACAUUGUAGUCUAUUUUCCACAGGAAUUAUAAUUUUUUGAUGAAUUCAUUUUUCUGCAGUGGUUACAUUUUUCUUGAGCCCUCUGGUUGGAAUGAAAAGGUAAGAGUAACACUUAGAGCCAUCCAGGAUGUGUUCUGUUAUUUCUUUUAUAAUAAAUCAAAUUUAAAUAUUUUUGUUUUGUACCAUAUUUAUAGAUUCUUGUCUGACCUGUUUCAAUGUGGUCAGCAUUUGACAGUAGAAAAUUUAUCUUUAUUUCAUCACCUUGGUCUGGAAAAUCAACUUGAGAUCAGCUUUCCAUACAUUUCAUUUUAUUGUUCCCUAGUGAUCGUCUUGUGUCACAGUAUGGAAAACGACGCCCUCUGAUGCUUGGUGGAACUGUGUUACUUUGGUAUGAUAGUUACUUUGUACCUUUAUUUGGUCUUAAAUUUUUAUUCUCAUCAGCUUGGUUGUCAUUACUGGUAUACAAACUUGCUUGAAAGUUUUUUGCCUUUCUUUUGCAGUAUAUCGCUUUUUGGAAUGGCAUUUAGUGCUCCUGAUAUUGAAAGGUGAGACAAAAAUUUUCCAUCCAUUGUUCAUGGGUAAUUGCUCUUCUCUUAAAUGACCUUUCAUUUGGUGAGUGUCUUUGUGGGGUUAGUGAGCUAGUUUGUGAUCACUAUAGCCUCCUUCUUUGCUACAGCUUGUGUUUUAGAUAAACUGUCCAUAAUAUAUUAUGCUUGUCUGUCUGCCUGCUUGUGAGCAUCUGCUUGUGAGCAUCUGCUUGUCACCAUCUGUCUGACAAUCAGUCAGUCAGGUAGUCAGCAAGUAGGUAGGCUGUCACUCUCUAUCAGCUGUUCAUACAGUCAACAGGCUGUCAGUCUGUUGACCUGUCUGACAAUCAGUUAGGCAGGUAGUCAGUCAUUCAGUCAGUCAGUCAGUCUGUCUGUCUGUCUGUCUGUCAGUCAGUCAGUCAUUCAAUCAUCUUUUUUGUCUGUCUGUAAGUCAGUCAGUCAGUCUGUUGUUUGGUUGGUAAUUUUUUUUCUUGAAGCAUCUUUUGGGACAGAAUCUUAAUUCCUCAAGUCUGAUUGGCCUAUAAAAUAUCAAAACUAGUCCAGCUUUUUAUAAUACAGAUAAUAGUCCAGAAUUUUUUCCCAUUCUAUUUGCAUCAAAGUGGCAAGAAGCAAACCAGCUGGAAAAAAAUUAAAAGUUCUUUGCUGGCCUAGGUCAGUCCUUAUUGGAAGAAAAGACUUCAGGUUCUGUUUUUUCUCAUUAAGACUCAAUGUCUGAGAAAUAACAUGUGUCACCAGCAUGUCCUCAAGUUUUAGUUGAAGUUGGUUUUCAACAAUCCUAUUAAUGGUGUUUUCUUUUCAUUCUAUUUGCAGUGACAUUUCAAAUGUUACAGUAAGUAGUCAUUCUACAUGCAAUUUUGUGGUAGAUCUUGCAUCCAUGGAGUAAGUCAGUUAACAGUACAGUGUAUAUCUUCUUUCCAUUUAGUGUUCUAUGGAUUUAAAGCUGCGGCGAUGUCUGCCGUACUAUAACCUGACCAUCUUAGAGCAGUCAGAGGACAAUUCUACUGCUAAUUCGGACACAAGCUUCUUGCUGAGUAUGCUAAUGCAGAAAGAAGACUCAAGAGGAAAUAUAGGUUUGUUUAUUAAAUUAACCCUUUAACUCCUAAGAUCCAAUAGUUAAUUCUCCCCCUCUAUCUGAAUCACAUUUCCUUGCAAAUCAGUUAACCUUUUCACUCCCAAGAUCUAAUGAGUAGUUCCCCUUACUGUCUGCCUUACAGUUCCUAUGAUUAAAUUUGGAGAAUUUGGUACUGGAUCAACUAUUAAUCCCCUAAUUUAUAUUUCUCUUUAUUCUCAUUACCCUUCUGCUUGAAGUUAUAUUGAAAAUGUAAGGAGAAAUUCUGUCUUGGUCAUUCAUGGGAGCCAAAGGGUUAAGAGAAUUCAGUGUCAGAUCAAUAUAACAACCUCUACCUGACAAUGUUGAGUAUUUUGUUGAAAAAUGUAUGAAUAUUGUAGGGAGAAGUUAGAUGAUAAUUUAUUUCGGGAGCGAAAGGAUUAACACUCUUUUCUAUAGUUGACACUCUUACCUAAUUUAGAAAUUAUGUAAAAAAUGUUUAAAACUGAAAUGAAACUGUGAGGCACAGCUGACUAACAUCCUUAUAACUCCUUAUAAACAUCUACCAAGGUGUAUUAAACCAAUCUUCCAAUUGAUUGGCCCUACAGGUCUUUACAUUGCAUUCUAUCUGUGUGUAAUGGCAUGCUAUUCCAUAAUGAGUGUACCAUAUAAUGGACUGAUUGCUGAUUUGACCCCACCAUUCCAAAGAGGUAAGACACUUGCAAUUAAUAGCACCUUAAGCUGAAAGGAAUAAUUGAAUGUGUGAACUGACCAUGAAAAUCCUGGACUUUGUAAUGUGCAGAUUUUUGCCUAAAUUACAUUGUGUAGCCCCAGAAAAUAGUUACAUGCUUUCAUUUUAUAUCCUCCCCCUUUCCCCCUGAAAAAUUCCUUUUUAAUUUCCUUCUCAGGGCUUUGCUUGGUAAAAGGUUUCUUGUCAGUUGGGAAUUUGUCUCACCUGAAAGGGUGAUUUUGUCUGUAUUUAUGAACUUUCUGUCCCCUUUGAACAUCCAAGGUUACCCUCUUGGGAUGUUAGUGGAGAUUUUCUUUAACUACACACUAUUUAAAUUUUGCUUUAUCAACAAACUGAAGUAUACUUCAAAGAAAAUAGGAAAAUAUUUAAAAAGUAAAAAUUGAUUUUCUUUAAAUAAAAGUAACAAUGAGUCACAUUCAUUUGGAAAUUAAACAUAAUGUAUACAGCUAGAUGAUAAUGACUACUGAAUAUCUAUUUAAAGUGUUUGGAUACCUAUUGCAAUAUUUUAAACAACUGUUGUUAAUUUCUUGUGUAGGCCGGAGUGUUAAAUAAGAGCAUUGACAGAAGCAGUUUAAAAUAUCAAUGAACCUUUAUACCAAUUUUUUUUUGUUUUGAAAUUUUAGUAAAAUGAGGUGGAUUUGCAGUAAAACCAGUUUGGCCAGUUUAAAUUUGUUGAGUUUAAAUCUAAGAAACUAUUGGUAAAUCUUUAUAACCCUUUACACCCUAAUAUCAGUAUGCACAUUCUCCAUACUGUGUUCUCAAUAAAUUUCCCAAAGUGAGAUUGUUUCACAAACAAGAGCUUCUUCAGCUGGUGAUCAUUUCCUGUAUUCUUGUUACCCGAAUGUUUGAUUCAGAGGUGAUGCUGUCAAAAGAAUUAAGAUGCUUAUCACUCUUAGGGUGUAAAGGGUUAAAGUUUGAUCAAAGUUUUUCAUUAACAUGACAUCAUAAUUUUUUUACCAUAUUUGUCUUUUUCAAUAACAAUGAAUAUAAUUAUAAUAUUUUUUGAGUAUUUAAAAAAAUGCGAUUUAACUUUGAAAACUGUUAACCUCACUAAUAACAGGCUUCAGUUCUGGUGUUAUGGGAGCCAUGACACUAGUUGGAAAUGUAACAGGAGCUCUCAUAGGCUUUUUCUUUCCGGUGAGUAUGUAACUGUACUGUCUGUGAUAUUCAAUGAAACUGAAUAAUUUUUUUAAACAAACCAAGAAAUUGUUAUAAAUCAUUGAUUCAGCCCUGUAACUCUAAAGAUCUGAUUGGUAAUUCUCUCCUCAUAUGCUGCUAUGCACUUCCUUGUAAAUUAGUUACAGUACCUAGGAUUUGGUGGUAGACCAAGAUAAAAACCUCUACCUGUUAAAAUUGAGCAUUCUCAUUACCUGUUUGCUGGAUAAUGUAAAUACAAAAUAAAAUUUGACUAUUUUUUCAAUAACUGUCUAUAACAUUUGGAAGAAAACUAAACUCAGUGCAACCUUCUGUUGGCUGGGAAGUUGAAUAACAUUGAACAAUGCUCUUCCUUGGAAAUUAUGUUCAUUGAUUGCUACUAAGGAUAUCUAUGAAAUGAAAAGGGACAGGAAGAAAAUAGUAUUUAAAUUCUUUGUUAAUUGUGUGGAGUUUGGGACACCCAAAUAGUUCUAAGAACUAAUCAAGUGGGUCCCAAAGCAAAUAAUUCUAACAAAAGGAAUACAGUGUUAAUAACAAUUUCAAUAAAAAAGUAUUACUUUUGAUACAAACUACUAACAAUUAAAAUUUAUUUACACAAACUAUUUAAGAGUUAAUAGUUCUAUUAUAACCCUCAAUCGUAGAAUUCUUUAUAUUUUGAUGAAAUUUAAAAAAGGGAGUGAUUUGUUUAACAUUAAUUGGUAAUGAAUUCCAGAGUGUGGUAUCAGUUUAACAAAGAGAACGAAUACCACAUUGAGUUGUUUGAACAGGGUUUACACACAGAUUCUCAUUCAGUGAUUGACGCGCAUAAUAUGAAUGAACAGAAGAGAAGCAUAUGCUUUUGAUGAUAAUGGUUGUUUUGAUUAAAACUUUUCAGUUGGUAAUUAUAUUAUUAUUAGCUUUUUCCAUUGGCUGUAUUAGUAUAAUUAUGUAUCUCUGUCUUGUUUUAGAAAAUUGGAGUGGUUGGCACGUAUUCCUUGGUGUCCAUCCUGUACUUUUUGUGUGUAGUGCUCACUGUGUUCUCCUGUCCAGAGCCCCCUAAUAAAGUGACCCACAAGCCCAUAGGUGAGUUGUGACCCCUGUGAUUCACAUUGUUUACAUUUGACAAUUUUUCAUGUGAAUCGACCAGUUGCAUUGUGUUAAGGAUAGAUUGUUAUUGUAUAAGCUGUGCCCUGCAUGAUUUCUUUUGAAAAACAUAAUCAAUAAUAGAAAAAUCCUGUUAUGAGGGUCGUGCACAAUGGGUUAUGGGGUACAUAAGGGGUACAGCCCAGCAUAGAGCCCUGUGACAUGCCAAAUGCUAGGUUAAAGGCAGAAAGAGAAUGUAAAGUUGUGGUCACCUGAGAAAAUUGUUAUUAACUAAUUAAAGGUAGGCUGGGUGGAACAAUGAAAUACUUGACACAGUCAUGAAUCAAAUGCUCAUAUCUCUUACCAGGUCUGAAGGCUGUAUUUCAUGCCUACUGGGAACCAUUAAAAGGUGAGUUCCAAACAUGAAAUCUUUCCCUUUUCCUUGGAACUUACUUAUGGUCUGAGUUUAUUUGACUGUCAUUCCUCUGCCCGAUGAUUAGUUUAUGUUUUAUGCUCAGUAAUAUCUUGAGCUCCAAGCACAAUUUCAUCAGACUGGGUUUGUUAACCUUUUACACCCUAAUAUUAGUAUUUACAUUCUCCAUACUGUUCUCUUUGCAUUUCCUAAUGUAGCGACAAGGAGAACUUAUUAACAAUCAAGAGCUUCUUUAGUUGGUGAUUUGUGACCAUAAUUUGUGAUCCAGGGAUGAUAUUGUAAUGGGAAGUUUGAUGCUAGACAUUCUUAAGGGUCAAAGUGUUAAGUUAACAUCUGCGAUUUAUGAGGAGAUAGUUUUCCUCUGAGCUGGGUAACUGUGUGUUGAAGCUCUGUUCUUAGAAGAUUUCAAUAGAAUCUAUUGCUUGAAAUAGGUAGUAGCUAGGGGCUAACUAACAUGGAGGCAAAAGGAUAAUUGUAUUUUCUGCCAUUUUGGGAAAGAGGCAUCUGGGGAGAUGAUACUUGAUUCACCAAUGCGGUGACUUGUCUUUUGGGCUUUAACACCUCCACUCCUAGAGGGAAGGAAGAAGUAAUUUCAGCUUUACAGCUUCAAUACAUUAUAAAGUUCUUUUCCAAGAAUUUAUGGAGCUAUAUGUUUUUAUUGUAUUGUCUUGUAGAGCGAGAUUUCAGAUGGGUUUUCCUCACCAGAUUCCUUAUGCAGCAAGGUGUUGCCACAGUCACUGGGUAAGGCCUGGUUGCACCUUUAUGAAACAAUAUUCAUCAUCUUGAUGAGAAGCUAGUUAAUUAUAUUAAACUUAUGAUGCAACAGAACUCUUAUUAUGUCACCAGAUGGAGAGAGGCAGAGUUACGUGUAAAGUGUGUUUCCUUAAAAAGCAAUGUAGUGACCCAGGGAUGUAGAUAAUAGCUGGAAGCCGGGAAAAUUACCCGGCUGUGAAUGCGAUUUUUCUGGCUGUGACGCACUACUUCUUUCUCCAAAAUGUUUUUGAAUGUUGUCAGAAGAUUGUUAUUUAUUUAUUUCAUUUGUUUACACCUUCAAAUCUAGGUAUAGUGUGCCAAAGGCAUGCUAGAGUGGGCCUUCGGCCCAAAUACCCGUCUAUCAUUGCAAGAUUCCUGCCUGUUAAAAACUUUAGCUACAUCCCUGGUGACCCCAGAACUUUGGUGGGGAAUCUCCUAUACAACAGUGUUCCACUGCAUUGCUCAAAAUCCUUCAGAUAUUACAGUGGAAGGGACUCACUUGUAACUUCGCCUUUCACUGUCAAUAUGUAAAAGUGCAAACAAUUAAACUACAAGAAUAGACCUACAUAUUAGGUGUAGGGUGUUAUGUGGAUUUAACACCCAGUUCCUUCAACUUAUCAACAAGUAUAUGUAAAGCAAAUUAGAUUUUGGUCAGUUGAAAUGUUAGAGGGCAUGCAUGAUUUUCUUAGAUUUUUUUGCAUCAAAUUGGUUAGUCAUGAACCAUAGGCAUGUUGGUGAAUUGUUUUUGUCAUUUUUUUGAUGGAUAGUUUUCUUGAGUUUUGGCUGGGAGACAUGGUGACUUUACCAAACUGCUGGUCUCCUGAGAGGAGUGUAGCAAUGCUGCUUCUUCCAAUGCUGUUUUCUGCUGCACUGUUGUAAGUAGAAUUUUAUGUGAUCAGUUUGUGUGAGGCCAUUUUAUUCCCUCUGUAUUUAAAAGGGAGUGUGUCAGAACAGUGCAUGUGAUUUGGAAAACGUUGAGGACCUGGUAGUUAGGCUGAUGGCUAAGGUUAAAAAGAGGAGUGACAUGACCUGCUGUUUAUGAAUGAUCAAUGUUGCUUUUGAUAGGGUUACCUACAUGUAAUCCAUGAAAACUCUGACACCCUUGCAAAACUAAAAAAAAAUUCUAACCACAAAUUAUUCGUUAGUUCUGUUAUAGGAGGUUUCCUAUCAGACAGGCUUGGUAGAAGAAAACCUCUUGUUAUUGGAUCAGGUACAUACUAGUUAUUCCAGAACAUUAAGUAAGCUAUGCCACACCAUCUUGAGGUCAUUUUGUUUACAUCAUUCAUAUCUAGUGUUGCCUGUGGUAGAGGAGAACCUUGAAAUAAUAAUUUGCAACAAGCACCAUACAGGAAUAGAACAAGGUUGGAAGGGAUGGAAGAGAUUGACAUUGACUGUCAAUGACUAUACAAGCUUGAAAAACACACUAUUAGGCUUAUAAGUGUUAAGAUACACUUACAAUAGAUAUAAUUGUAUCCCAGUCUUCCAAACUGAAAUUAAAAUUGCUAGUUGCCAUAACAAAUGUACCCUUUCUGUUGCAGCAAUAUUAAUGAGUGUGUGUGCUGUGAUACUGGCUGGAUUGCAGGGGAAAUAUGCUUUUUACGCUUCAAUGCCAGUAGCGUUAACAUUUGGUAAGUUCAACAUUUACGUGUACUCAAAGUUUCAAUGGGUGAGGUGGUAGCUCAGUGUUUAGAGCACUCACGAGCCUGAUAAAUUUCAAGUGGGAAGGGGAGGGUAGGGUAGGUUGGGGUAGCCUGUGAUGGAUUAGUUUCUCAUCUAGGUCGAAAAGUAACACUCCUGAGGCCAGUUUCUCAAAGUUCCUCGUAAUUUAAGGGGGCGGAAAGACUGUUCUGUUUUCAUUCAAGAUGGGAAUUUCAGAUUGAAAGUUAUGAGAAUUACACAAUAAAAUUAACACCUAAAAAAGCAAAAUAGAUUGGUUAGGGUGCCACAACCUACUUCUCUAGUCUUCAUUGUUUGAUUGUGAAAUAUGGUUUCAGGCCUGUUAAGUCCUAGUAACUCAAUAAUCCUGAAACUUUAUUUUAAAAUCAAAAUCUAAACAAUUCAACACCAGUUCAUUUUGUUUCUUUAGCUGCUUGUUUUGUGUGUUGUUUUCAUAACCUUUGAAAUGCCCAUCAGGAAUGAAGAUUAGGAAUAGUUACGGGUCCGUUAAGUUGCUGGGACUUUUGAGAAAGGGGCCCUUGGUCAUUGUAUUGCAGCGAAAUGAGUCACUUGAUUUAAAUGAAGACAUUUUACUCAUUAUUCUCCAAAAUCCUCAUUUUCGCAAAGGUCAUGUAAACUUGAUGCCAUCUGAAUGUCAACUUGUUGAGUUCCUGAACUUUUGAGCAGUUGAUCAGAUAUCAUGCCAUAUCUAAGUGUUCUUUUGGUAUGGCACUACAGUUCAGCACAGCCAAGACAUUUUUAUUUGUUCAAACACAUUAACAAUAACAGUAUAAUUUAACAUCCCUUUGUUGUUUUCUCUCAGGGGUUGGCUUUGGAGCUUAUUGUGCAGUGGAUUUUGCACUUGUGAUGGAUGUUCUUCCUAAUGACAGAGAAAAAGCCAAGGAUCUGGCUGUUUGGCAUCAGGUAGAGUGCUAUAAAGCUAAACUAAACAAGUUGGGCUCACUUAAGUUUUUGAAUUAAAAGCAUGUUUUUACUAACGUAGCCUCUCACUUAUAAGUCACAAGUGCUGAGUGAAAAUCCAUUCAGACUGGAGAGGAACAGUCCCUGUGUUUCAUCUGCAAUAAGAUGUACUCAACAUGAGUUGAUUUGACAUCUGGGGUUUCUUUGGUAACAUAUGAACAGGGGUCAUUAACACAACUGAAUGACCAGAGAUUCAAGGGAAUAUACUGCGGUGAAGCAUUCAUCUCCUCUUUGCAGUUUGCCUUGGUUUAACCCUAUACACCCUAACAUCAGUAUGUAUAUUCUCCAUACUGUUCUCCUUAUGUUUCAUAAGGUACUGACAGGGAGAAUGUGUUUAAAAAUCAAGAGAUUCCUAAGGUGGUGAUCAUUCCCUUUAUUCUUGUGACCCUAAUGUGGGAUUCAGGGGUGAUAUUGUGAGGAGAAAGUAGAUGCUGGUCACUCUCAGGGGUGAAAGAGUUAAUACUCUGACCAAACAUCAUUUUGAGUGGCAAUUGUUGGUUGUCAGUGUUAUCCUUCCUGCCUUUGCUCUGGUUUCUCUAGUCUCACUUCUCAUAAUAAACAGCAGUAUUGCAAUUUUCUCUACCUUUUUGGAAAGGAUGUGAAUAUGCCACAAAUGUGGAUGUGAUUAGACAUUCAGUUUCAAAAUUUAAAUAUAUGUUGGUGUAGUUUGUGUUGGAUCUUGAGAUGUGAAGAUUAAGAAAAACAAUUUUAGAGGAUGAUUCGGAUGUCAUUGUUGUUAAUGAAUGAUAUGAACCGGUGUUCGAUUUUUUAACACUUUUCGUGUUACCUUUGUGAGCAUUAACAUGCAUUUUUUUCUCCCAGGCCCUUGUCCUGCCACAAGCCAUUGCCACACCCACAGGUGGUAUCAUUUUGGACAUGUUUGAGAAGCUGAGAUGUGAUAUAGGACUUGGUUACAUUAUCCUCUUCCUUGUAACAUCUGUGUACUUUGUUCUUAGUGGUAUUUUUGUUUAUAACAUCAAGAAAGCAAAAUAGAUUAAAACCUCUUCUUGUGAAGCAUCAUUUAUACUUUUCUUAUGAGAUGCCCGAGGGGUUUCUUUUUUGGCUACAUUCUUUAUUUCACCUUUCAAUUACUUGUAAAUUGCAUAUUCUAAGAUAGCAUGACGUUAAGGUUGCAUGAUGUGUUGCUUUCAUUGUUGCCAAGGCACAGUGUCUUUGGAGGAAUCCUGUAAGUCAAGAUCCCAACUUGUGCUUGGUGGUUUUAAUCUAUGAUGCUCACAUGUAGGUGUCUGUUAGUAUAACAAUCCACUGUCACUUGUCAAAAUUAAAAAUUAAAUCUAAUUUUCACUGCACGUUGUUGAAAGGAAUAACAUUGAUCCAAAGGGAUUGAGAUGAAGUCCUUUUGUACAUGUAUCUCUGAUGAAAAGGAAACAUCAUUUAUUUCUAAAGAGAUUUAACUAUCAGGGUCACAGUCAGAGGUGUCAAAGUUCAAAUUCAGAAUAUUUUUAUGGGAAUUAAAAUUAUAUAGAUCUUAACGAUUUUUAUGUCAGUCUUUUACACAAGGGGUUUGCCAAAAUUGGAGAAUGGAUAUUUUUACAGGCUGUAUUUUGACAUGCAAAUUGAUGAUAUGUAAAUGUAUUACAGGAAAUGUGUUUUUGGUGAAAAUUUAAAGGAGCAUUAGAAAUAACAUGCUUGAAAUUUAGUGGGUAGUCUUCUAAAGUGACUAAAACAGGAG
Messenger RNA from Pocillopora meandrina, 11131 nucleotides. Lineage: Eukaryota; Metazoa; Cnidaria; Anthozoa; Scleractinia; Pocilloporidae. The record is from the annotation of a GenBank genome assembly.